Messenger RNA from Funneliformis mosseae, 1995 nucleotides. NCBI's taxonomy places the organism in Eukaryota, Fungi, Glomeromycota, Glomeromycetes, Glomerales, Glomeraceae. The record is from the annotation of a GenBank genome assembly.
AUGAACCAUCUUGGUACUACGACAAAGACAAUUAGAACUUACGGAAAGAAAAGCAACGAACGCGUUAUUGCAAUUCAUACUUGGAGACAUGAAAUAAAUAAAGAAUUAGAAGGUACAAUUAAAGAUACAGAGAAUUCUUUGGAGAAAGAUAGGGUUAGAGCAUAUGGAAAGAAAAGCAACGAACGCGUUAUUGCAAUUCAUACUUGGAGACAUGAAAUAAAUAAAGAAUUAGAAGAAACAACUAAAGAUACAGAGAUUUCUUUGGAGAAAGAUAUGAUUAGAACCAAUGGAAAGAAAAGCAACGAACGCGUUAUUGCAAUUCAUACUUUGAAUCAUAAAAUAAAUAAAGAAUUAGAAGGAACAACUAAUGAUACAGAGAUUUCUUUGGCGAAAGAUAAAAUAUCUAAAUUUAAAAACUCUACAACUCAACACUCAUUUAUUACUAAAGGCUCGGAAAGCGAACCAGUCAAGCGGAAGUCAUUCACGAAGGGAUUCACAAAACCCAAGUAUUAUCUUUCGCCCACUCGUCAAUCACCGAAACCAGUAAACCAUGCAAAUGAAACUUCCCGUGUAAAUGAAAUAGAUAACAUUUCGCCAAGUCGGUUAAUAUCCAAAAAGAAUAUGAUCCAGGAAGGCACCUUGUCACCUAACAAUUCAAUAAAUAAAACCCAAUUGUCAAUGUCACAAAAGCCAUUUAAAAAAAAAUAUCAUUCACCGUCCAAAGAUUACGACCAUUAUAGUGAAUCAUUAGGCAAAGUUAUUAUAAAGGAUCUGAAUAAUUUUAGUGAAAAAGAGAACGUUGAUAUCUGUCAUAAUGACUUUGAAAUCGAUUCAAAUAGUCAGAUUUCCAAGAAAUUAGAACAUCGUUUUAUAAAGGAUCACAAAGCCGAGUUUGAUAAACCUGCUAAAGAAAUUGAGCAGGAUAGGAAUGAAUCGCAAGAAUUAACAAAAUUAUUGUGGAUUUGUGACCAAGAGCAUUUAUGGGAUUUUGAAGAAUUUCUUGGGAAGGAUUGUCUUAAUAAUGCCAUGAAAAUUGGAGAGGCAAGUUUUUCUGAAGUAUUUACAGCAUACGCGCCAAAGUUUACUACCACAAAAACGAAAUGUGUCUUCAAGAUCGUUCCAUUUGGAAGAGGAAAAGAAAUAUUAGUGAAUGGUGAGGAACAAUGUAGUGUAAGGGAUAUUACUCAAGAGAUCAAAACCACAUUAGAGUUGGGAGGAAGAACUGGCCUUGACCCAAAAUUGAGGGUUGGUUUCUUAAGAUUAUAUGGAGUUGGUGUUUGCCGUGGUAAAUAUCCUGAAGUCCUAUUAAAAGAAUGGGAUCGAUGGGAUAAAGCAUAUAAGUCGGAAAGCGCUCGUCCAGAUUACUUUGAUGAUAAACAGCUUUAUGCCGUGUUAAUUGUUGAGUAUGGAGGUCUGGAUCUUGAACAUAUUAAAUUAAAAAAUUGGGCACAAGCUUGGAGUGUAUUAACACAAGUUGGAUGGAGUAUAGCACAGGCUGAACAGUCGCUAAAUUUCGAACACCGUGAUCUUCAUUGGGGAAACAUAACAAUUAAACAAACUAAAGUUAAGUAUGUAUCAUAUAAUUUGCCUUCAGCUAACAUAAACGUUGAAAUCAAAACUUUUGGAGUGCGGGCUUGUAUAAUAGACUAUACGUUAUCUCGGAUGGAACGUGGAAAUGAAAUUAUCCACGUAGAUAUAGUAGAUGAAGGAUAUUUUACCGGGAAAGGUGAUUAUCAAUUUGAUGUCUACCGUAUGAUGAGAGAAGAGACAAAAGGCGAUUGGAAAUCUUUCUGGCCAAAAACUAAUGUAUUCUGGCUUCAUUACAUCGCGGAUAAAUUAUUAUCUGCCAAGAAAUUGACAAAGCCAAAAAAAGGAAACGAACAAUAUGAUUACUACAACGCGAUUUUAGGUUUCAAAAAGCGAGCGUUGGUAAAAAAUGGUGGAUAUCAAAACAUGAUGGAAACGAUGAGCAAAGAUGAAGCUUGGCAAAUAUAA